GUUCGCGUUCGGCCGGUCAACCACGCGCGCGAGUGUUAUCACUCUGUCUUGUCCGGCUUGACAAUCGCCAAAAAAAAAAAAAUAAAUAACAGCCCAUAACACGAUAUGAACAUUUGUACACUCGUAUAGCGCGUGAACACCUGUCGGCGAAGAGGCGUCGCAAGAACCGUGUUUCGAUCGCCAGUCAAAAAGUUUUUUCCGAAUAUCGAAAAGCAAAAUUUUUUUUUUUUUUAAUUGUGCUCGUUAAAUUUUUGUUUUUAUAAACUCUCAUCGUACCAGAGGAGCGUAGGACUCGAAUGAGUGCGGUGUCGCCGAUACCAUGUUACCCGACGGUCGUGACGGUCGCCGAGACCGUCGGGUUGGUGGUCGCCGUCCGUCGACUCGGUACGUCGGCCGAGUCGGUGUGGUAGUGCCGGUAGCUAGACGGUCGGACGAUAGACGAAGUACGUAUAAGAAAUAAAUUUCAAAAAAAAAAUAAUAAAUAAACAAAUCGUUGGCCGUUGCUGUCAGCCACGAGAAAACGUGGAACGAUAACGAAACAAUUAGAAAAAAAAAGCCAAACUCGACCGCGACAACGAGCGUUCAGAGUCAAACAAAAUAGCAGAAAAAAGAACUAAAACAGAUCCGGACUUAAAGGAAGGGACGCACGGGUCAUGAGUUUUGUUUGGUGGAAAGAUUUCCGUAGAAAGCGACCGCCGCCCGAUAGGCAAACGUGGAGGAAAUUCGAUUGCGGCCAACAACCCGUCACAGUACCGAUGCCGAUUGCCCGCGUUGGCGACCGUCACGCGUUGGCCCAUCGGACUUAACGCACGCUCUUCGUUUGCGUUGACGAUCAAUUCGGCGUGGCCGUUGAAAUCCAAAAAUAAAAAAGCCAUGGUUUCCAUGGGCAGCCUUUCUAACCUUUCGGGGGUGGUGUUCAAAAUCGACCAGGACGAGUUCGGACUACUGGUCGACCAAAACUCCACCGACUUCCUAAACGGCACCAACAACACGCUCGACCCGAAUCGGACGUACUACAUAUUCGAAUCGGUGUAUCCGUCCACGUACUCCGUACCGGAAAUCGUAGUGGCUUCCGUGUUGGUCAUCAUGCUCAUGAUCGUGGUGGUGGUUGGCAACAUGCUCGUUAUCAUUGCCAUCGUGACGGAGAAAGCGUUGAAAAACGUGCAAAACUGGUUCAUCGCCAGCCUGGCCGUGGCCGAUUUCUUUCUAGGGCUGAUCAUCAUGCCGUUCUCGCUUGCUAACGAGCUAAUGGGCUACUGGAUAUUUGGUGACUGGUGGUGCGACAUACACGCCGCCCUCGACGUCCUCCUGUGCACCGCGUCCAUCAUGAACCUGUGCCUGAUCGCCCUGGACAGGUAUUGGUCCAUCACGCAAGCUGUCGACUACCUGAAAAAGCGGACGCCGGCUCGCGCCAUCAUCAUGAUCGGCUUUGUUUGGAUAUUCAGCGGCGUUAUUUGCAUACCACCUCUGCUCGGUUGGAAAGUCAAAAGAGUGCCUGAGCGAUAUCCUAAAUGCGAGUUGAACAAAGAUCUCGGUUACCGGAUUUACUCGGCUCUUGGUUCCUUCUACAUACCGUCGUGCAUCAUGGUAUUUGUGUACAUCCGGAUAUACUUUGCGGCCAAAGCGCGGGCACGCCGGGGUAUCCGGAAACCGCCGUCCAAGCCGAAAAACCAAAACCGGACGACGGCCAAGGGCGGCACCCAAAGUCCAUCCACAGUGUCGCAGACCACUAGCUUCAUUACCAGGCCGGCCGCGGCUAUGGUGGGCGGGUUGUCAUCGCGGUCACCGCCCGCCACCCCCGUCACCAACACGUUGCCGGUGAUCGCUUGCGACUACGCCAGCGACGCGAGCACCAGCGACGUGAGCAAAGACGGAGACAAAGAUACGCUCAAAGUGUUCACCACUCAAGGCAGCCGCCGGCUGACGGUCAACGGCGACGUGACCGCCGGCGGUGCAAGCAGAUGCCGGGCGCCCAGUGUUGGCGUGGACACCGACAUGGUCAGUGAACUGGACCCGUCAUCGUCAGACUCGGGCAACGUGCAAAAAUGCGGCGUGGUCAAGCCGGUCAAAGCCAGGCUGUGCAAGCCAAUAUUCGGCAGUCGUGGCAAGUCGGCUAAGGCGGCGGCGUCGGCCAAGGCCAAGCGUGACAUCCUGGACACGGGCAAGGUAUCGCUGAGCACCAGGGAGAUUGCCCCGUCACCGGCCACGGCGUCGCUGACCAGGCCCAAGCCGCGAGAUCCGGAACGCGAGAAAAGGCGAAUCGCGCGCAAAAAGGAAAAAAGGGCAACGCUCAUACUGGGCCUAAUCAUGGGUUCGUUUAUUGCCUGCUGGCUGCCCUUCUUCUUCAUGUACGUGCUCACGCCUCUGUGUUCCAUUUGCUACAUACCCCCGCAGGCUCUUACAGUGGCCUUUUGGCUGGGCUACAUGAAUUCGGCUAUCAACCCCGUCAUCUACACGAUAUUCAACAAGGACUUUCGACGAAGUUUCCGCCGUGUGUUGUUUAAAUAACAUAAUAAUUAAUAUUAUUCCUAAUAAUUUUCGAAUAACUACUUCCAUUUCUACCACUCCUUACUCCUUCCCAAUCGACUCAUUCCUCUCAAUUAAAUCUACCCAUCCUAUUUAUCAUAGUGCCAUUUCAUUCAAAUAGUCAACUGAAACACACACCGGUAAAACCUUAAGCCUCUGAAUACAACACGACCCCAGCAAAUAAACCACCAUGUAGACAAUUUCCUAAUAUCAUACACCAUACUCGAUGAUAACUUUGUGCUCUUUGAAUAGACAACAAAACAAAUAAUAAUAAACCGGACAAUGUGGCUAAUACCUCCUAAUAUCAAACGAAAUAGUGUGAGCGUGAAGAAAAUACUAGUUACCACAAUGGUUGGUUAAACAAAAGCAAAACCGGUCAUGGAUAAGAAAUUAUUAACUAUUAUAAUUUAUUAUGAAUUUUAACUACCAAAGUUAUAACGUCUAAUCGCCGUUACCGCAUAGAUGACUAGUAUUCUUCUCGGAAGUACAUUAACACAACGACAAAUGGAAAGGUUGAUUUAAUUUUGAACUGGCUUGUCAGCUUAUUUUUUAUUAGCUCUCAUUUCUACGCGCCAUCUACGUUGGUUAAUAAAGUGCGUUUAUGCGUUUGUCAAAACGGUGAAGGUAUAAGCUAGGGGGGGGGGGAAAUAACAAAGUAUCUACUACUUUCCGCCGAUCCCACCAAACCAGGUUUGGACUUUGGUGGUUUAUUUAUUAAUACACUUUACUUUUGACGAAGCCCAGUGUUUCCAUUAACCACUGUCGCUCCGAGCGUAUUAUCGAUACAGUUAUGCAUGCGAAACUUAACGUUUAUCCACGGUAACCAUGGUGCCGGUUGAUAGGCCACGAUCGCAUGAUUAAUAAAACAAUUAAUCGGGCUUUUUAUUUUAUAUAUUUAUAAUAAAUAUAAUAAUAAAUUCGACAAAUACGUAUGGGAUGGGUCCAUUAACGGAUUAGAACUUAGAUCCUAAGAUGUCGGUACCUAUAUAGAGAACUGAUUUGAGUUACAUAAAUAAUUAUUAUUUUUUAUUAAUCGCUAUAGUCUAAUAAAAUGUAUAACUGAAUAAAUAAAACGAUAAUAAAUAACUUGUCGUUUGCGGCAACAAUAUUCGUAUUAUGUACAUUGUAUAAAUCUAAAAAAGUGCCAUGUCUGCCUGUUGAGACUUGGUUUUUCCUAUAAAAAUUUUCAAAGAAAUAUAUACAUCUUUUUUUUAAAUCUUUUAUAGCUCAGAAAACCCGGUCACAAGUCGAAAGAAACAUAAACGACUUUUUAUUACAAAAGUUUGUCCUAUUUAAAAAAAAAUUUUAGCCAUUUUAAUAAUACGGAGAACUUGUGCUUCCAUCUUAAAACAUUAAUGAGAUUUUUUAUUAGAAAAUUUUAGUUAUUAAUAUGAUCAAAAUUACCGGGAGGGGGACGUGUAAACAUCCUUGAGCUGGCCGAAAAAAAUUAUUGCUGAUUGAUACUUAAAUCAUGAUUUAGUAUUUGUUUUUGUACUCAUUGUUUUAUGUUGGGAGUAUUCUAAAAAAACAAUUAUAAUAUUCUGAAGGUUCAGCCGUCGACUCGAUUUGCAAAGCUGGAUGAAUUAUUGAUUUAUAUUCACCUCGUUAAGUUAAACGAAAUUAUCUGUAAGUUAAAUGAUAAAAAUAUAUUAAACUCGGUUAAUAUAAAACAGUUUACCGAAUCGACUACAGUUUUACAUUGUUUUAUAAUUGAUUUCGAUAAACCUGAUAAUUCUCAUUUCGGUUUCUUCUUUGAUAUUUUCUGAUAAGUUGUUUGUUUUAAUAGGUAUAUUAAUUACAUAAUUAUUGCGAAACUAAUAAAUUGUAAUUAUGCGACUGUUAAAAUAAAGUAAUUUAAAAUCAACUUAAAGCCUUGGACGCAUAAAUGCCCUGCCUUGUCAAUUAGGCUACUUAAUUAAAAUAAUAAUUCAAUUCAUUGAUAAUCAACAACAACAAUUACAUCACUUUAAAUCCCGUUUUCUUUGGACAAGGUGGACUCACGAUUUAAGACACGUUAGAGCCUUAGCCAGUCUUAAGACAAUGUCGGCCUUGGACGACAUUUUUUCAUGGAGUUGAUAUGGAAUCCAAAGGCCUGAACAUCAUCACCGGUCUUCAGUUUCUUGGUCAUCUCGGUGUAGAUGUUAACACCGCCCGUCUUCACCACCAUGGCAACUGUUGCCUGAUUUGGGGCCCGGUCAUGUCUUUCCAAAGCAGGUCCUCUUUUUCUUCUUCUUGACUUUUAUUUCUUCGCCUUUUCGGCCCCUUGUCUGGUAACAGGUUGUAAAAUAGUCUCUAUAAAAAAAAAACAUUUCCAAAAUCAAUUUUCCACCGGAACGUAACAAGUUUUUAGCGAUUUCCCAUCCGUCGAGAAUUUUUUUUUUCAAAACAAAUACAAACCGAAUCGGUUUAAAUGUUUUGUUUUUUCACCGAGUUGCUAAAAGUAAUAGUAAUAAUAAUAAUAUUAUUUUAAUAUCUAAAACGGCAAAGAACACCGGGCACGUCAGUUCAUGUUUACUCUGCGUGCUGCUAAAACUGGAGUGAAUGGAGGGGGGGGGGCGCUGAAAUUGAUUUAAUAAUAUACAUAGAUAUACAAAGCGACUAUUCGGAAUGAUAAUGUACUCAACACGGUAUUCCGGUUUGCCGAUCACGUAUCCCAUUCACAACGGUGUUUACAACAACAAGGGCAAUAAUAUUAUAACAUCCGUCGAUUGUUGGUUUUUCGACGAUGCGUUUAUUUACUUAAACGCACGUUCGAAACAUCAACAAUAAGCUCCAGCCGUCCGUUUAUGUACACAAUACAUAUUGGCGCUUUGUGAACAAUACAUAUGUACAUACACACUCACCAUACACUUACAGUUGGUUUUUUUUUUUUUUAAAUCUUGUUAAACUGACAAUCAUUCGCCAACAGAAGAGUGCAGCGCAGCAGUUCUUGUUCCGUCCUAAAAGGGAUUUACUGCAAAUAAUAAUAAAACAAUUAAAUAAACAAAAGCAAAACAACGUUAAAGUAAGAGUUUUUUUUUUGUUUUUGGUUUAUUACUAAAAUAUAUAAAUAUAUAUAUAUACAUAUAUUUUUUUUGUUAUGUGUUUGUUUGUUCUUCGCAAACUUUGGCGCGCGUUUGUCUCGACUUAAGAAGUCUAAAUCGGUUUAUUUAUAAUCAAAAAUAAUAUAUUUGUUUUACCAUUCUUACUACAACGCUUAUUUUGUCGUUUGUUAUUAUUCUCUUGUUUGGUUAUUAUUAGUGUUAUAUUAUAAAUAACUUUUAUAAGACAAAUUAUAAUAAUAACAACGGUUGUUCGUUCUUUAGGCAAUUUUUUUGUCACGCCAGACACAGCACAAGCAAUAAGACGGGAUUUAAUUUAUAAUAAUAUUAUGAAGAAUACGAUUUUAUUUGUUUUGCGAACAUUAAACAAUGACCGUCUAGGGACUAGGUGCGGCCGAAUACCGUACAUACCUAGUUUUGCACGCUUGAAGAUCGCCCAAACGACCUUGUGUAAAUCCUUGAGCGUAUAUAAAAUUGUCGUUUAGUUUUUCUAUAAAAUUUUUCCCAAGAAAAUAUUUACUUCCGGCUAAACGGUGGUCGCCCUUUCUUGGUUCUAUACAAAAACAAAACGCAACUGUCGUCACCCAGACUAUUAAGUAUAUUUCCGUUUAAUCCUUUUAUGUACGAUCAGACCAAAGUUCCAAAUGUAAGAAAGGAAUACACCUACGACGGAACAUAGACAUACACAUUGGCGACGCCAACUUUUUUGCUAUUUGAACAACAAAUUUUGCUUAGACCUUUUCUUCCCCCAGUGUAUUCUGUACACUGUUCACAGAAAGAAGUAAAACAAACUUGACCAAUCGGUUUUGGUCGGUGACGAUCAGACCACGCCUCACUUAACCAAUUUCCCUCUCCCUUCAACUGAUUAGACCAAUCGGCUCUAGUCAUUAAUGGCAAACGUGACCUGCCCCGCCCAAUAAACAACUCAUCUAUGCACAAAAUAUUCCUUCUUAUUUUGAAUAGUAGGUAUAAACUCUUUCAUUCGCUUGUAGUAUUUUAUAAUAUAAUAUGGGUCCAAAAAAAAAAAAAAGAGGACGUUAACGCUUGAGCCUCAAACAAUUGUUUUU
Molecule: messenger RNA, 6634 nt
Organism: Adelges cooleyi (spruce gall adelgid)
Lineage: Eukaryota; Metazoa; Arthropoda; Insecta; Hemiptera; Adelgidae
Gene: Octalpha2R
Product: alpha-2A adrenergic receptor
Exons: 3
Coding region: 874-2508 (544 amino acids)
Biological process (GO): adenylate cyclase-activating adrenergic receptor signaling pathway
Cellular component (GO): membrane
Molecular function (GO): G protein-coupled amine receptor activity
Source: RefSeq, a predicted model, not a curated record